Molecule: messenger RNA, 951 nt
Organism: Pistacia vera
Lineage: Eukaryota; Viridiplantae; Streptophyta; Magnoliopsida; Sapindales; Anacardiaceae
Product: chaperone protein ClpC1, chloroplastic-like
Exons: 1
Biological process (GO): cellular response to heat
Cellular component (GO): cytoplasm
Molecular function (GO): ATP binding; ATP hydrolysis activity
Source: RefSeq, a predicted model, not a curated record
AACAUGGAGAAAAUUUCAGUUGCAGAAUCUCAGCGACUUUCUGGAAUGGAAAAGGCUUUGCAGAGGCAUAUAAUUGGGCAGCCAGAAGCUGUUGAGGCCGUCAGCCGCGCCGUGCGUAGAGCUAAAGUGGGAAUUAGAGACCCGAGCCGCCCUUUAUCAAGCUUUCUAUUUGCGGGUUCCAGUGGCGUCGGAAAAACUGAGCUUGCACAUGCUUUAGCAGUUGAAUAUUUUGGGUCAAAAAAAUCCCUAAUCAGGAUAGACAUGAGUGAAUAUAUGCAGAGAUCUGCUGUUUCAAAGUUUAUUGGAUCGCCUCCGGGUUACAUUGGCUCUGCUGACGGUGGUCAACUGACUGAUGCUGUACGGAGGCAGCCUCACAGUGUGGUUCUCUUUGAUGAGAUGGAGAAGGCUCAUCCUGAUGUGUUGAAUAUUAUGCUUCAGGUUUUGGAUGAUGGUCGUUUAACGGAUAACAAAGGGAAGACUGUGAACUUCAAAAACACUUUCAUAAUAAUGACUUCAAAUGUUGGUUCUGAUAUAAUUGCUGAGGAAAGCCAUUUGGGGUAUGAUGAGGUGAAGAUGAAAGUUACAGAAGAGUUGAAAAAGAAUUUCAAGCCUGAGUUCUUGAAUAGAUUUGAUGAACUGAUUGUUUUUAGGCAAUUGACUUACUGUGAGCUAAAAGCAAUUGUUGAGAUCAUGCUGAAAGAACUUUAUCAAAGGGUAAAAGCAAUAAAAAUAAAUCUUGAAGUGACAGAAAAAUUCAAGGAAGAAUUGGUGAGACAGGGGAAUGAUCCUGCCUAUGGAGCAAGGCCACUGAAGAGGGCAAUCAGGAGGCUGGUUGAAGACACAUUGGCGGAGAAGAUAUUAAGUGGAGCGGUUAAGGAGGAAGAUAAUGUCAAAAUGGAUUUUGAUUCUAAUGGCAACAUAAUAGUAAAGCAACGUUUUGUCUUGGAUUAA